UAAUAAGAAUACUUGAGGACCACCGAUCCCAUGCCCUCUCCCGUGGUACGGGGUCCACACAGCUUUUGACCAUUUACAUAUGUUUUGCAACCUGAGUGACAAAAUAUCCUUGCAACAAGAUGGCCUUGCUUCAAGAUGGCCGUAACACCGAGUCUGCAAAUAUCUCCGAAAACGGUUCUAGCCUUACACCGUUACGCCCCGUAUCUCUGGAAGGGCCGACAUCAUGGAGGGAUCAGUCUCCGGAGUUGAUCCUCACUCAUGCUGAGGAUCCAAAUGACAGGAGAAGCUUUGAACAGCUAUAUUUUGCGCAAACGUCUGCCACACGAUCUGAAGCCGACAAUAGCAGUACUUGCCGGGACAACGGUGACAGCGCCCACCUCCAACAAUCAUCAGAGCAACAUGCCAGGGGGACCGAUCCACCCGAACGGGAGCAAGCCGAUGGAUUGUCGGCAGCAGUUGGAUCCGGAGUUCAAUUUGAUAGACAGGUCGAGUUAUUUGACCAUAUUGCUGUCGAAGCUAACCCUAGCCCACUGGAAGAUGCAUUGCAUGAUGCGAUUCGGGAACAUCCAAGCAAGAAUGGAAAGAAGUUUAUUCCAAUCGACAAAUUCGACGAAAUCAUCACUCGUCAGAAUAUUUAUGAGGAAUUGCAGUCGCGGCGUAUCUUUAACUCGACCAAGUUGCUCGAGACCUGUGUCAAAAACGUCUGGGACAAGUCCACAUACACCGAUGGAAGCACCAGCCGCCCAUCCCUGACCACCUCCCGAAGAAAAUUGUUCGCCGUCUUGAUCUUGUUUGGAAAGCCCGAAUGGAUUAUUUCAUUCAUCAAGGACGACUUGUGGGAUAAAGAUCUACCUCUACGACAGAAUGAUGAAACCAAACAGUGGUUUUGUCAAAGUAAAGACAGGAUCCGCCACAUCGCCUUCAUGAACAGCUGGGGUCACCAUUAUACCUGGUCAUUUGACAAUUACCAGUGGCUAAUGCUUUCUCCCUUCUUCAAUAUGGCUGGCGACAAGAUAUUAUUCUAUCCUCUGGACAACCGUAUUGCUUUGCCCCUGAUAGAGGAUGAUCGUAACGAUGAGAAGGACGAGCUACGCGGAGGCUUUGGGGAGGUUUGGCGUGUCAAAAUGCAUCCUGCACACCAUAACUACAGAAGCAAAAAUGAUGCCAUGUCCGACUGUCCUUCCUUUGCAAUCAAGCGUCUUCACACCGCCACAAAGAAGGGAUUCGACAACGAGGUUGACGCGCUGAAGCGUUUUCGCAACGAAGAUCAUGUGCACUUGAUAAAGUUGCUCGCGACAUACCACUAUGACGGGUCGUAUCAUCUUGUGUUUCUUUGGGCUGAUGGGAACCUUCGGAACUUAUGGAAAGAGCAUCCAAAGCCGCAACCGUCCCAUGAGCUUGCAUCGUGGGUGGCUGAGCAAUGUCUGGGCAUCGCCAAAGGGCUGAAAAUGAUCCACAAUGACGAAUUCAAGAAGUCCACCCUAAGCACAAGGGACGCCCAAAGGAUUCGGGGACGGCACGGCGACAUUAAGCCCGAGAACAUCUUGUGGUUCAGAGAUUCCCGCAAUGGUGACAGUAACACAAUGGGCGUCCUGAAGAUUUCCGACUUCGGCCUCUCCCGAUGGCACCGAGACGACUCGAAUAAUCCAAUUUAUAAUCAAGGUCUCGCCGUUUCCCGAACGUACCGAGCGCCAGAGUACGACAUGAAGAAACCAAUAUCCCAGCCUUGGGACGUAUGGGCACUUGCCUGCUUAUACCUGGAAUUCCUAACUUGGUAUCUGUGUGGAUGGGACGCAGGCAACAACGAGUUUGACAAAUUGAGACUCGAUGAGCACAAAGAAGAGAUUAAGGAGGAUUCUUUCUUCACUCUUCGUUACAUCAAAGACAAAUCUAAUUAUGAAGCCAGACUGAAAGUUUGUGUUGGCCAAUUACACAACACGGAAGGUUGCACCAAUUUCAUUCGUGACUUUUUGGACUUCAUAUCGUUACAUAUGCUUCGUAUUGGAUCUGAGAAGCGAUCGGAAAGCACUGAAGUUGUGAAGAAACUCGAAGACCUGUGUGAAAAAUGUCGAGACAGUAUUCGAUAUUGCACAGACAGCGCUAUCGGCCAACCAAGAAAACGGGCGACGAAUGAAUCCGAUGAUUAUGAUGCUGAAUUGAUGGAUUAUACAGACACGAUGAAGGACAAAAUUCGCUCCGCUAGUUCCAGCAAAAGUGAAGGAGAAAGAAAAGCAGCUGGCGAACCAAGACCUCCGGUGGCUGCUUCACUCGCUGUGAAAAAGAUGAAAUGGAGAGAGCACACCAAACCCGAUCCUUACUAGCCGAAACAUCUCGCAAAAUCUUAAACCAGGAGAUACAAGAUUUACAGGAAAACCAGACGU
Messenger RNA from Pseudomassariella vexata, 2381 nucleotides. Its product is annotated as kinase-like domain-containing protein. Gene Ontology annotation, molecular function: protein serine/threonine kinase activity; ATP binding. Gene Ontology annotation, biological process: peptidyl-threonine phosphorylation; peptidyl-serine phosphorylation. The transcript is spliced from 5 exons. The record is from RefSeq and is a predicted model, not a curated record. NCBI's taxonomy places the organism in Eukaryota, Fungi, Ascomycota, Sordariomycetes, Amphisphaeriales, Pseudomassariaceae. The coding region runs from base 120 to 2321 and encodes 733 amino acids.